Molecule: messenger RNA, 1266 nt
Organism: Capsella rubella
Lineage: Eukaryota; Viridiplantae; Streptophyta; Magnoliopsida; Brassicales; Brassicaceae
Product: WAT1-related protein At3g28100
Exons: 7
Coding region: 72-1154 (360 amino acids)
Cellular component (GO): plasma membrane
Molecular function (GO): transmembrane transporter activity
Source: RefSeq, a predicted model, not a curated record
UAUUAGAUCAAAAAUGCAACAAAAAAGAGAUAACACACAUUUGCACACCAACCUUUCUCUCAUUUCAAAAGAUGGCCGGAACAUUAAGUCUCUGGAGGAGAGAGGCCGUGUUCUUGACGGCGAUGCUGGCUGUCGAAACCGGCUUGGUCGGAAUAAGUACUCUCUUUAAAGUUGCAACUUCAAAGGGACUUAAUCUUUAUGCUUUCCUCGGCUACUCUUAUCUUCUUGCUUCUCUUCUUCUUCUUCCUUCUUUUGUCUUCUCCAAAAGGUCAUCAAGAUCACUUCCUCCACUAACUUUCUCAAUACUUAGUAAAAUAGGACUUCUUGGAUUGCUAGGAUCAAUGUAUGUGAUCACCGGAUAUAUAGGCAUCAAAUACAGCAACCCAACCUUAGCUUCUGCCAUUAGCAAUAUCACUCCUGCUCUUACCUUCAUCCUCGCUGUUAUCUUCAGAAUGGAAAAAGUAUCAUUCAAAGAAAAAAGCAGUGUAGCCAAAGUGAUGGGAACGUUAUUGUCAUUACUAGGCGCACUUGUGGUGGUUCUCUACCACGGUCCACCUGUCUUUGUGGCAUCUUCGUUGCCGUAUGUGAAGUUUGGUCAGCUUUCUCCAUCGUUGUUGUCGUCUUCAAACUCUGAUUGGCUUAUUGGAGGAGCUCUUCUAACUAUAAGAGACAUCUUCGUUUCUGUUUCUUUCAUUCUUCAGGCAAAAAUUAUGAGUGAAUAUCCAGCAGCAUUUAGAGUCUCCUUUCUCUACACUGUAUGUGUUUCCGUCGUGACCACGAUGAUUGGACUAGUAGUCGAAAAAAACAAUCCAAGUGUUUGGAUCAUUCGAUUCGAUAUUACUUUGAUAACAAUUGUAACUAUGGCUAUAAUAACUUCAGUAUAUUAUGUGAUUCAUUCAUGGACAGUACGUCACAAAGGACCUUUGUACUUAGCGAUAUUUAAGCCUUUGUCGAUCUUAAUCGCAGUGGUUAUGAGCGCGGUUUUUCUCAAUGAUUCUCUCUAUCUUGGAUGUUUGAUCGGAGGAGUUUUGAUAACAAUGGGGUUUUACGCUGUGAUGUGGGGCAAAGCAAACGAAGACAAGGAUCAGUUGUUUUUAGUUUCGGAAAAGGAGAAGACCACUCCUCUAUUGGAUGGAUACACUGACCAAAUUUGAAACUAUAAUGAAACUAGAUCCAAGAAGAGAUUUACUUGUAACUCUUAGUUACACUUUUGGGUAAUGUGUAAAUGCAUUCUAUUAUUGAAUUACGUAUUGCUAACUCCUCUCA